UCCAAUUGUUUAUUAUGUUUAGCAAUGAGAACUGUAUGAUACACAUUAGAUGAUUCUUUCAGAAGCUUCUUUUUUAAACUGUAGAUUUUAAUCGUUGCUUACGGUUAUCGGAAGUCACUUCGACCGAAGCGGCUUGUUAAAAAAAAAAGUAUUUUGCCUUAGCUUGUUGUGUUGUAUCAAUAGUAGAAGCUAAAAAUUCUUUCCAACAUGAUUGCUUAAAAUAUUCUAUGAUUUAUCGUUACCCGCCAUUUCCGUUUGUGUAGUCUGUCGAGCAACGUAUCGCAUUAUGAGAGUUGAAUUAAGCAGGAAGGAUGUGGUGUCUUGUUAUCUCGUUUUAUUUUUUUAAUAAGAGAAGCCUUUGUAAAAUCAACUGAAGCAGGUGCUGAGAUUCAUUUCAUUAGUAAACUUUAAGCAAGUAACAACCCCUUUCUCUGUGGAAAAUAACCUGCUGCGCAGAACCAGAUGCGUCCAAAAGAUCAUCUUUUUUUACAUCUGGUGCUUCUUUGUACCAUGGUUUCGUUGACAGCCGCCCAAUUCUGGAACUCGUCAACGGACACAAGCUUUUUCAUUUCUGUUCCAGAGGAAAGAGAAGAAAACAAUUUCACGAUUCCAAAGCGUCUUCCUUGGCAGGAGGCUUCGGAGCAUUGCAUCCGACUUAACGGAGGUCUCCCUCGUGCGAGCCAUUUUGAUUUGCUUCUAAACUCAUCUGUUUGGACUGCAGAGCAGCCAGUAUGGAUAGGACUGAGUUGGAUAGAAGGCCGGCUUCAAUGGAUGGGUCACGUACCGAUGGAGGAGCUGAAUAUGACAGCGAUUCAGUACUAUGCUGAGAGAAGAGUUGAUCCGGCCAAAUCGUGCUAUUCUAUGGAUCAAAAUAAAGUUAUUACAGAAACGUCCUGUCAUCAGCAACUGCCUUACGUUUGCGUUAUGGUAGUCGGGGACGAAGCGGAGGAAAGUUCACCGGCAGGUAGAGACAUUAAACCGGAUUUAAUUCCUGGUGGAAAGUAUAGGUCUCAUUCGCCUUUUUUGGUGAUCGAACCUUCGGCUGAGGAGGGCUCUAAUUUAUCCUGUCAAGUUAAUCCUGUCGAAUUGACAGAUUGCUUGCGGUACCAGUUUCGUUGGCUGAGAAAUGGAGCUUUCAAAUCAGAAUUUGAUGGCAACGUGAGUAUUUCAGAUUCAAAUUUCGGAUUCGGAUCCGGAGAGGCUUCACUGAUCGCAAAAAAUCUGUGGUGGAUUUUGAAUUGGACUGGAAAAGUUGCCUGUGAAGUAGUGUGCGCUUCAUCGGGAAAAGCUUACCGCUCUAAAGAACAGAUUUUGGUUUUUCCUCAAUCUGUUAGCUUGCGAGUCGAAUUCCAGUUCAAAACAAUCAAUUUUUCAGCCAUGCAAAAUUACUUUGAGAUGUUCAUGCAACCUGAGCUUAGGAACCAAACAGGUAUCCCAUCCCAACUGUUGCCAGUUUUUCACUUGGAUUAUCCGCCAUUCUUGUCUUAUCCUGAAAAUUCUACCAACACAUACAGUUUUUAUGUCCAUUGGGCUAAUAUGGACUCAAAUGGAACGCAAAAAUUAAGCGUUUUCUUACGAAACGUUCAAAAUUCGGAUACAUUCAGUUACUGGAUGAGCUUGGUUGAUGGUGUCGGCAUAAAAUACGAAGAGUAUUUCCAAAAAGUUCAAGUGAUUAUGCUUAAUUAUUGCCUCGACGGAGAAACAGACCCAACUUUAGUGUUCGCCAAUCAAGCCACAUCGUCCACAGCAUCUGAUUCGCGCUACCGUGACGAAGAUUUACACGAAUGUCGUUACGCUACUAGCCAGUGUAAAGCUGAUUGGUUCAAUUCGACCAGAUUCGUUAAACGGACAACGCGGCCCUACGUCUGUUUGAAUUGCAUGGCUUCCUUUCACGACUUCAACGGACGUUGUUUGAAAAUCAUCAAGCCACUGCCGUUUUCCAAAAGUAUUGCUCAAUGCAUGGCUGAAUAUCAGAUCGAUGAAGUCGAUAAAUUGUGGGAAAUGUCCGAAUGGAUUCGGUUCGUACUUGAUUGGAUUGAUGAGAGCAAGAAAUCAAGUACAAAGAAAACUUUGGAUCUAAAUCAGUUAUGGCUUCCAGUGCAAAGAAGAACGAAUAUGGGACCUUUACGACCUAUAUGGCCCUGGACGAAUUUCGCAGUUGAAGAAGGACUUGUGGAAAUUCCAUGGGUCGAAAAACUGCAAUAUUUUGUAGGUCGCGCUGGAUUGCUAGCUGAUUGGAGCAAACUCAAUGCUUCAUUAAAUUGCUUGAAAUUGGACACAAAAACGAGAACGCUGGAAAGUGCUCUGUGCACUGAAAAUAUCCCGAUGAUUUGCAUUAGGCCAAGGCUGAAGUCCAUCUACUCCGACGUCAUGGGAACCGGGAACUUCACAAGGAAUGGCCAAUGCCCGUUGGGCUGGAUAACCUCUAGAUUAAUCGUCGGAAGAAACUAUUGCUACAAGGCAUUCCGUGGUGUAGAAGUCACAUUUGACGAAGCUAAAGUGGAGUGUAGAACAAGAGGAGGACAUCUAGCUAUAGCUACUGAGCUUUCGACUUCGGCCGUUUUGUUAGACAUGCUCAUUAGCAAUUUUAGUGAUCCGCGUGGUGGGUCUAUGUGGAUUGGUCUGGAGAGAAAUCCAGACGGAUAUAAGUGGAUUGAUCAUUCUAGCUGGACAUACCAACAUCAAGUCUAUUGGGGAAAUGGUGAGAUGGCACCUAUUGGCGAACCAGAAAAUGACGACAUCUAUGGAGUCUCGCUAGAUUUUGUUGAAUCAUCCGUUAGUCGUAUAAUUGCUUCGUGGCAACUUCAGCCGAAGGAAAGCAGGUUAAGGAGGUUUUUAUGCCAGCAGGAAAUAUUUCCACAACAGCAAUUAACUCUCCAAAUGCAAUUAGAUUAUGCGUUCAGACCUUUGGUAUCAAUUCAAGAAAUACCUUUACAUUUACGAGAGAUAGAUCGUCAAACUGAAAUUCACAACAGAACUCUUCUAGAAGAAAUCCAACCACGUGAAGUCGCAGACAAUGAACCACCUUCACUCUCUUUAUUGACCUGUUUUCUGGAGAACUCAACUUUCGCCGAGAAUUACGGUGCAUUAAACCAAACCACUGUAAACUUCAGUGUCAUCAAUCACGCUGAUACUCGCAACGUGAGUCUGAUGGAAUGGCAAGCAAUAGAAAUCAGCUGCGAAACAUGGGACGAAUGGUCAACUGAGAAUUUGAAAGCUUCGUGGGUCAUGUCCUACAUGGGACGUGGGUGGUUUUCGUACAUAGUUACUCUGAAACAUAGAACCGAACAAUAUCGGACCGAACAUCACGAUGCAAGUUUCCGAGCUAGUAGUAUUCAACGAGAAUCAUACAAGCACUUGGGUGUGCAUGAUACGUUUAUUCGCCAAUUCUUCGAGCUUCAUCCUCAAUACGUUGGCCAGUUUGUGUCUCCUGCUGAUCCUGUGGCCUUCGAAGCUGAGCCUUCUCCUAGCAAAUCUUUGCUAAUCAAGUAUCGCAUUGUCAUGAUGAUGAUGAUGCCUUCGAGAAAGAAAAGAGUAGUAUACGAAAUCGACGACCGUGACCCUACGCCUACCAGUAGCGAAGAAGUCUUUUUGGAAGACCUAAGGUCUUACUUUUCUUCAAAUCCAAGUUUUGAUGGACCAUUCAGUGGAAAGCUUGACUUUGUAAAUGUGAGGUCGGCAGACUUUUGCCCUAGCGAAAGUACAACUGUCGACGGGAAACUCUCUUGGCCAAGGGCAGCAAUCGGGUCUAGAGUGACACCAAUUCCUCAUUGCGUCACACCAGACGGACGCAUGCUGAGGCGACGCUGUCUCGGCAACCAAUUUACUGGAGGUUACUGGGAAUCGCUGGACCAAUAUCAGACUGGUUGCGUGAAGACAUCUCCACUCUUUGAUCAACUUAACUCAAGCAGUUGGUGGUUGGGAGAAUUGGGGAGAAGUGGCACUCUUGAGACGAUCCGGAAAUCAACUAACGACUGGAAUCCUAAUCCAGCUGAAUUGGAGCUGGUAGGAAACUUGCUGUUCAUGCUCAGCACCCACAGGCCUGACGAAGUUCUAAACAAAGAAGAUGUUGACAACUUUAACGCCGUUCUUCAUCAAAUCAAUAGUUUAAAAAUGGAAACUCUUAUUCGAGCUCAGCAAUCAUCGGCUUUUUCUUCGGAUCUGUCUCGAGCAACAGAACGUUUUUUUGCUAGGAUCAAUAUGAUGCCGGACCAUGACGGACAGCGAAAUGAACCAACGUUUCAACGAUUCAACCUGGAACUACCGUUUGUAGCUGUCACUUCAUGGGAACGUUCGAAGGAGCAUAAAAACGACAGUGUUAUUGGGUUCACAGUGUCAACAAAUGAAAGCGGCAUUGUUCACUCUGAUGCCUUGUUUAACGCUGCGACAUUUGAAAAGAUUCAAGGGUCCAACGUGACGGCCCUGCUCCCUUUCCAGACAAAUUUCAACGAAAGAGAACAAGUUAUGUUCGUUGCUUACCCAGACAGCCGAUUGGUUGAUGCUUCAGCAGCUUCUGGCCGAUUUUCUUCGGCCGUUUUUAUGUCUGAAUCGUCCUAUCCACAGCGUUGGCGUCAAAGCGAGCACUUGUUUACUGGUAAUGGUGGAAUGAUUCAGGUCAAGCUGUUUCCUCAUCCAUACCUUCUGACGAAACCACUCACGCUCUUUUUUCGACCGAGGAUUCCCACUACUGCUGAAAACAGACAUCUUCUGCGUUGUGUUUUCUGGGACGAUAAAAUAAAUUUAGGCAACGGUGGCUGGUCUACGGAUGGAUGCUGGCUGGAAGGUAGCAGAAACGGUAUGGAAGUAUGUCAUUGCAACCACUUGUCAACCUUCACGCUUCUCGUUUCUCGUUCGGAGAAAGAAUUGCAGUCUACCGUCCACGGGGCUAUCUUGAAUUUCAUAACUCUGCUGGGUUCUUCAGCUUCAAUCUUAGGACUGUUGCUCAUUUUGACUACAUUUGCCAUUUUUCCGACGUGGAGAAAACCUCUUGGUCACAAAUUUCUAGUUCAGCUCUCAGCUGCGUUAGUUCUUCUACUGAUCAUUUUCGUUGCUGGAGUGGACCGUGUCGAUAAUAGUAAAGGAUGUCGUGUGACUGCCAUCUUCUUGCAUUACUUCCUACUGGCUACGUUUUGCUGGAUGACCAUUGAAGCUUACCAUCAAUACCAGCGUUUUGUCAAAGUCUUUGGGACUUACAUGCCUCGUUUUCUGUUGAAAGCCAGCGUAGUGGCUUGGACCGUUCCAUUAGUUCCAGUCAUCACCGUCCUUAUCUACGAUGUGGAUUCGUAUACAGGAAGUGAAGGAUACUGCUGGAUACGUCCGACUGUCUUCUAUUUUUCUGUUCUCAUUCCGGUGAUCAUUCUCUUUCUAAUCAAUCUUAUUUUAUUCGCCCUUGUCGUCCGUAGUAUCGCUGCUUCAGGACGGGGAUUGCGGACCAAUCAGUCGGAGAGCAAACAAGCGAAAGAAAAAUUCGUGGCUUCCCUAAUGAAUUUUAUUUUGCUGGGAAUGUCCUGGAUUUUCGGUUUUUUUGCAAUCGGUCCAACCAACUCUGUUAUUUUUUCCUACCUGUUUUGCGUAACCACAACUUUUCAGGGCUUCUUUCUGUUCGUCCUGUAUGUUGGUAGAGAUCCAUCUGCCCGUCAGUUGUGGCUUAAAUGGUUUGGAUUUGGUAAAUCGGAUUCAAACAGCCAGAAAAACUCAAAAGCCACAUCGUCUGCUGUUGGCAACUCCAAUCAUGGCGAGUCGCAUUCUACGACCAGUACCGCAGUACCUGAGUCCACUUCUACAUCCGUCUUCUCUAACUCCCGUGAACGGACGAACAAAGGUAUCAAUAAGAAGCUUCUACAGCCCCAGCAAGAAGUAUCAACUAGUGUUUAAUUGCAGACAUAGUUACGACAAGUAUUUUACUCCAUGUAAGUUAUCAUGUUAACUACUUCUCAUUGGAAUAUUUAUCAAUAUAUAUUGGCUCGUUAAAGAAAA
This is a messenger RNA of Daphnia magna, 5976 nucleotides long. RefSeq lists its product as uncharacterized. Bases 463 to 5874 code for a protein of 1803 amino acids. The record is from RefSeq and is a predicted model, not a curated record. Gene Ontology annotation, cellular component: membrane. Gene Ontology annotation, biological process: G protein-coupled receptor signaling pathway; cell surface receptor signaling pathway. Lineage: Eukaryota; Metazoa; Arthropoda; Branchiopoda; Diplostraca; Daphniidae. Gene Ontology annotation, molecular function: G protein-coupled receptor activity. The transcript has 11 exons.